CAACUGAGGGCGGAAAUGCAUCCUGGUGUAAGGGCGGAAGUGAAUAUCUACGAGCUAGUCUCAUUGAUGAAGACGCCGCCAUGGAACCGGGAUCUGUUUUGGUUGAAACAAACAUUGAAGAGAGAUGUAUGCCACCUCAAGAUGUUCUAGAGUCAAACAGUAGUGUGUAUACAAGAUUCAUGAAGAACCACAACUGUUAUGAUCUCAUUCCCAUCAGCUCAAAGCUUGUUGUGUUUGAUACAUCUUUGCAGGUCAAGAAGGCUUUCUUUGCUCUUGUCAGCAAUGGUGUGAGAGCAGCCCCACUUUGGGAUAGCAAGAAGCAAAGCUUUGUGGGCAUGUUGACCAUCACCGACUUCAUCAAUAUCCUCCAUCGUUACUACAAAUCUUCCAUGGUGCAGAUUUAUGAGCUCGAGGAACAUAAGAUUGAGACAUGGAGAGAACUCUAUUUGCAAGAUUCUUUCAAGCCUCUGGUCAGCAUAUCUCCUAAUGCCAGUUUGUAUGAUGCAGUCUCCUCCCUGAUUAAGAAUCGUAUUCACCGUUUGCCGGUCAUCUCUCCUGACUCAGGAAAUACUUUGUACAUCUUAACACACAAACGAAUCCUCAAGUUCCUGAAGCUUUUUAUGUGUGAGUUAGAGAAACCUGCUUUUGUGACUCAAUCUUUAAAAGAGCUAGCAAUUGGGACAUAUGACAACAUUGCGCUUGUUAAUGCCAAUACUCCAGUCUUUGUUGCUUUGGGUAUAUUUGUGCAGAGGCGUGUAUCAGCUUUGCCGGUUGUUGAUGAUUCUGGGCGGGUGGUUGAUAUUUAUUCCAAGUUUGACGUAAUUAAUUUAGCAGCUGAAAAGACCUACAAUAAUUUGGACAUCACAGUGACAAAAGCCCUGGGACAUCGCUCUCAUUAUUUUGAAGGUGUUCUGAAAUGCUACCAGCAUGAAACUUUGGAGACCAUAAUCAACCGGCUAGUGGAAGCAGAGGUGCACAGAUUGGUUGUGGUGGAUGACAACGAUAUUGUAAAAGGCAUAGUUUCCCUUUCAGACAUACUUCAAUGUCUUGUUAUGACAGCUGGAGGGGAGAAACCUCUGAAAUCUGUAUAAUCUGUUGUACCAUGCAAUACUGAGAUAUACAGUACAGCCCUGAGACCUUGACACUGUUUACGAAUACAGAAAGCACCCUGUGUGGGACACCUGGCUGGAUCAGAAGAUUUGAGUCUCGCAACAUUUUUGAAGGAUGUUAAUUUAGAAGAGCACCCAGCACCAUUCUUAACGAUUUUUAAGCAAUACUAAAGACCGAAUUGAAAUCUGCAAAGCCGAAAGUUGUCCUGAUAAAACUCUAAUACAACAACUCACUGAAAAAAAAUCAGUAUUGAGAACUUCCUAACUUUUAGGCUGCAAUGCGUACCCCUGUAGCCCUCAUCACUUUCCAUGUUGGUAAUGUUUAAUAGAACCUGGAUGUGAGCUAGUUUAAAUUGCGACAAGAAAUCUAACAUGAGAUUAAACAAACUGUCCUAGAAGCUUUCGUUGGUGCUUUGAUAGAUUUAAAGUGGCUGCUCCAUUAUAAUUUCACGGUCAGCAGCUUCCUGUAUGUUUAAAAGUUUGAGCUUAGACAUUUGUUUCAUUAAUGCUCCAGUGUAUACUGUUUGCAAUUUACCCUGGGCUAAUGCAAGUAUCACAUGUCACUUUUAUAAUUCCAUUUUAUUUCUAGUUUGUAUAAAACUUUGUUUCCUGCUUGUUUGACUCCUAUUGUUAUAAACCAAAUACCCAUUCCUUGUUUGUAGGAAACACACAGUGUGAGUCGGCGUUUUGCUACUUGGGACAAGAUGUCCAUGUAUAAAAUAAAGUUUCACAUUUCUUACA
Messenger RNA from Pelobates fuscus (common spadefoot toad), 1850 nucleotides. RefSeq names its product protein kinase AMP-activated non-catalytic subunit gamma 1 (gene PRKAG1). The transcript has 13 exons. NCBI's taxonomy places the organism in Eukaryota, Metazoa, Chordata, Amphibia, Anura, Pelobatidae. Bases 81 to 1091 code for a protein of 336 amino acids. Gene Ontology annotation, molecular function: protein kinase binding; AMP binding; protein kinase regulator activity. Gene Ontology annotation, cellular component: cytoplasm; nucleus; nucleotide-activated protein kinase complex. The record is from RefSeq and is a predicted model, not a curated record. Gene Ontology annotation, biological process: protein phosphorylation; regulation of catalytic activity.